Lathyrus oleraceus (garden pea) is the source of this 575-nucleotide messenger RNA. RefSeq names its product dormancy-associated protein 2-like. Lineage: Eukaryota; Viridiplantae; Streptophyta; Magnoliopsida; Fabales; Fabaceae. The transcript has 2 exons. The record is from RefSeq and is a predicted model, not a curated record. The coding region runs from base 58 to 408 and encodes 116 amino acids.
AUUUUCUCAUCCUUCCCCACCAAAUAUCACAUUUCAAUCGAUCUUGAGUUGAGUACAAUGGAUUCCAAAAUAGCAAUUCUCAUCCUUGGUCUAUUGGCCAUGGUUCUUCUUAUUUCUUCACAAGCGUCAGCUAGGGACUUAACCGAGACUUCAACUAAUACAAAAGAUGAGGUUGUUGAAAGGUCAGAUGAACUAAAUGAUACCAAAUAUAACGGGGGAGGCUACGAACCUUAUGGUAGAGGUGGUUACAAUCGUGGUGGAGGAGGCUACAAUCAUGGUGGCGGCGGUGGUUACAAUCGUCGUGGAGGAGGCUACAACCAUGGAGGCGGAGGAGGAUACAAUCAUGGUGGUGGUGGUGGUUAUCGUGGUGGAGGUGGACAUGGUGGUGUUUCCAACAAUGGUAACUGAUUAUAUCAUGCAUGCAUGCAUGUAUUAAGUGUAAUAAAUAAUGUUGGGUGUUCAACAAAAAAAGUUAAGAUAAAUCACUAUGUAUAUGUGAACAUGAGUUUCAUUUCGAGUAAAAAGUGGUGAAUGUGUUAUUCUGUGUAAUAUAUCAAAUAUCAUCGUUGUUGUUA